AUGGCGACCUCUAAUGACGGAGAUGCGGAUACCAACCCUCCGGCUAAGCGACGCAGGACCGAUGACGAUACAGACGUCGAUUCGUCGGCAAGUGCAAAGAACCGGGCAAACAGGUCUGACUCCACCGCACAUAACACGCCCUAUAUUGACGAGGACUUCUAUUCCAGACAACUCUACGUGCUCGGGCGCGAUGCUAUGGAGCUGAUAGCGCAGUCAGACGUGCUCAUCUCAGGCCUGGGUGGCCUCGGAGUAGAGGUGGCCAAGAACGUCAUUAUGGCUGGGGUGAGGUCAGUGACCCUUCACGAUGACACGGUGUGCACCCGAGUCGACCUCUCAUCUCAGUACUACCUGAACGAGGAAAACGUAGGGCAGAAUCGAGCCGAGGCUUGCGAAGAGCCGCUGGCACGACUCAACGAGUACGUUCGAGUCACAUCCCACACUGAGCCACUGAAUGCAGAAUUUCUAAGGCGGUUUAAUGUGGCGGUGUUGACAGAGACGCCAUUGGAUGAACAGGAGUCUAUCGCUGUCAUCGCUCGUCGCAACAACGUAGCUCUCAUUGUCGCCGACACCCGUGGACUCGCUGGGCAGAUCUUCUGCGACUUCGGCGACAGCUUCCGCGUGACCGACACGAAUGGAGAGCAACCGCUGUCUGUUCCUAUAGGCUCCAUCACGAAGGAAAAAGAAGGCGUAGUUACCUGCCUAGACGAAACGCGUCACGGUUUUCAAGACGGGGAUCACGUCACCUUCUCUGAAGUGAAAGGCAUGAACGAGAUCAACACUUACCCACCGAUGAAAGUCAAGGUGCUAAGCCCGACGGAAUUCUCCGUGGGUGACACGACGCAGUUUGGCGAUUACAGCUCAGGCGGCGUCGCAACGCAAGUUAAAAUGCCAAAGGACGUAAAGUUUAAGCCUUUCGAGGAGUCCAUGGUAAACCCAGACUUCGUUGUGUCAGAUUUCGCGAAGCUGGAUCGCCCUGCGCAGCUCCACUUGGGUUUCCAAGCCCUUCACGUCUUUGAACUGUACUGUUCACGCCCACCAAAGCCAUGGAACAAGGAAGACGCAGAAACAGUGGUCACUUUGGCCAAGAAUCUGAACGCAACGAUGGCCACACCGCUGGAAACCGUGGACGAGGAACUAAUAACGACGCUCUCCUGCGUAUCUGCCGGUUCCUUGUGUCCCAUGCAUUCGAUUAUCGGAAGCAUCGCCGCGCAGGAAGUUCUGAAGGCGUGCAGUGGCAAGUUCAACCCCAUCCAGCAGUGGUUCUACUUCGAUGCUUUCGAGUGCCUACCGCAAGAUGUAGACGUACUGGAAUCGGACGCCAUUGCCAUGGAACACUCGAGGUAUGCUGGGCAAGCUCGUGUCUUUGGCAGAAGCGUGCAAAAACUGCUGAUGACUCAGACAUACUUUGUGGUGGGCGCCGGAGCCGUCGGCUGCGAACUACUUAAGAACUUUGCGAUGAUGGGCAUCGGUGUGGACGAUGGCUACAUAUACGUCUCUGAUAUGGACGUCGUUCAGCGCUCAGACCUCAAUACGCAGUUCCUGUUGCGGUCCCAAGACGUAGGCGCUUCGAAGUCUGUCAUGGCCGGGCAAACCAUCGUCGAAAUUAAUGACGACAUCAACCUCGCCGUCAGUGUGGACAAAGUGGCUCCGGAAACAAGUACAUGCAGCGACGACUUCUUCGAAUCUUUAGACGGCGUGGCCAUCGCGGUAGACAACGUCGAGACGCGCCACUACAUGGACCAGUGCUGCGUUCACUACGGGAAGCCGCUGAUCGAUUCCGGCAUCAUGGGCACAAAAGGAAGCGUGCAGGUGGUUGUACCGAAAAUAACCGAGACUUACUCGGCCUCCAAGGACCCGCCUGAUAAGCUGGUACCAGCCGAUGCCAUCAAGCACUUUCCCUCCAGUAUCGAGCACAUCCUGCUGUGGGCCCGUGAAGAAUAUGAUGUCCUGUUCGAGCGGAGUGCUGCAAAUUCUUUGCAGUGUUUAGAAGAUCCGAAAUUUCUUCCAAGGGCCCUGGAAGCACUGCAGCUCAAGGAAAAAGUGGCCCUGGUGAGAGAAAUAAAGGACACCCUAGUGGACGGUCAAGCGUCCGUCUUCGACGACUGCGUCUCUUUCGCCAGGCUACGCUUCCAGGAGCAGUACGAUGACCAGAUACGACAGCUGCUACGCGUCCAUCCCGAAAAUGAGAUAACAGCUUCUGGCGCCCCUUUCUGGUCUGGCCACAGACGAUGUCCCCACCCAAUCGAAUUCAACCCCAAGAACACGCUGCACAUGGACUACAUCGUGGCGGCGGCUAACUUGCGGGCAGCAAUGUACGGCAUCGAACGCAAUACCGACCGCGAAGAGAUCGCCGAUAUGCUCGAAAGUGGCGAGGCUCCGGCACAAUGCCUGCAAGAGGAAAACAUCCCGGAGGCCGUCAUCGACGCGAACCCACCACCAACCAGUGUCGCAAAACCAGAUGAUGACAAAGUGCUCGCGAAACUUCUAGAGGAGCUUUCCAAACAGAAGAACCGCGAUGACGUGUCACUCAGUACGAUGGAGUUCAAUGCAGAAGACAACAACAACUUUCACUUGGAUUUCAUUUUGGCUUCCUCCAACCUUCGCGCCGCCAACUAUAACAUCGAGCCGUCUGACCGGCUCAAGAGCAAGCUCAUCGCGGGAAAGGUCAUGCCAGCUAUCGUCACAACAGCGUCACUGGUCGCGGGCCUAGCGUCCCUCGAGCUGUACAAGCUAGCUCAAAGACACGACGAACCUAAGCUAUUCAAGGAUGGGUUUGUGAACUUGGCGCUGCCUUUCUUCUGCUUUGCGGAACCUGUAGUGCCGAUACAGAAAACGUAUAACGACCAGGAAUUCACGGUGUGGGACUACCUCGAAGUUGAAGGCGAGAUUACCCUACGCGAGUUCCUCGAAUAUUUUCAGAACAAGUACAAGGUCAACAUCGUCGAGCUAUCCGAAAGAGGCCGAACACUGUAUGUCACUUCUCUGCCGUCGCUCGCUAGUCACCUAGAACUAUCCAUGAGCGAGCUGGUGGAGGUGGUGUCCCAAAAAGAGAUCGACCCAGACAAGCGCUUCUUGGUGUUUGACCUCAAGUGUCAAGACGCCAGUGGUCAGGACGUGGAGCUUCCACGAGUACGCUACGACCUGCCGAGAUAG
Molecule: messenger RNA, 3153 nt
Organism: Rhipicephalus microplus (southern cattle tick)
Lineage: Eukaryota; Metazoa; Arthropoda; Arachnida; Ixodida; Ixodidae
Product: ubiquitin-like modifier-activating enzyme 1
Biological process (GO): protein sumoylation
Cellular component (GO): SUMO activating enzyme complex; cytoplasm
Molecular function (GO): SUMO activating enzyme activity
Source: RefSeq, a predicted model, not a curated record